This is a messenger RNA of Suricata suricatta (meerkat), 2428 nucleotides long. RefSeq names its product solute carrier family 26 member 7 (gene SLC26A7). Gene Ontology annotation, cellular component: membrane. The transcript is spliced from 18 exons. Gene Ontology annotation, biological process: transmembrane transport. Gene Ontology annotation, molecular function: sulfate transmembrane transporter activity; bicarbonate transmembrane transporter activity; chloride transmembrane transporter activity. The coding region runs from base 1 to 1971 and encodes 656 amino acids. The record is from RefSeq and is a predicted model, not a curated record. Lineage: Eukaryota; Metazoa; Chordata; Mammalia; Carnivora; Herpestidae.
AUGACAGGGGCAAAGAGGAAAAAGAAAAGCAUUCUGUGGAGCAAGAUGCAUACCCCUCAUUGUGAAGACUUUAAGCAGUGGUGCAGAAGGCGGCUACCUAUUCUGGAAUGGGCACCACAGUACAAUCUGAAAGAAAACUUGCUUCCAGACACCAUGUCUGGGAUAAUGUUGGCAGUUCAACAGGUGACACAAGGGCUGGCCUUUGCUGUUCUCUCAUCCGUGCACCCCGUGUUCGGUUUGUAUGGGUCUCUGUUUCCUGCCAUCAUUUACGCCAUAUUUGGAAUGGGACGUCAUGUUGCCACAGGCACCUUCGCCUUGACAUCCUUAAUAUCAGCCAAUGCAGUGGAACGGCUUGUCCCUCUGAGCAGCCAGAACCUCACCACACGGAGUAACACAAGCAUAGUGGGUUUAUCUGACUUUGAGAUGCAAAGGAUUGGUGUUGCUGCAACCGUUUCCUUCUUGGGAGGCGUGAUUCAGGUGGCCAUGUUUGUGCUACAGCUGGGCAGUGCUACAUUCUUGCUUACGGAGCCUGUGAUCAGCGCCAUGACAACUGGAGCUGCCACCCACGUCGUGACUUCACAAGUCAAGUAUCUCUUGGGAAUGAAAGUACCAUAUAUAUCUGGACCACUUGGAUUCUUUUAUAUCUAUGCAUAUGUCUUUGAAAACAUCAAGUCUGUCCGACUGGAGGCCCUGCUGUUAUCCUUGCUGAGCAUCGUGGUGCUUGUUCUGGUUAAAGAGCUGAAUGAACAGUUUAAAAGGAAAAUUAAAAUUGUCCUUCCUGUCGAUUUAGUUUUGAUUAUUGCUGCAUCAUUUGCUUGUUAUUGUACCAAUAUGGAAAUCACAUAUGGAUUAGAAGUAGUUGGUCAUAUUCCAAAAGGAAUCCCUCCACCUCGAGCCCCCCCGAUGAAUGUCCUCUCUGCAGUAAUCACCGAAGCUUUCGGAGUGGCACUUGUUGGCUAUGUGGCCUCCCUGGCUCUUGCUCAAGGGUCUGCCAAAAAAUACAAAUACUCAGUUGAUGACAACCAGGAGUUCUUGGCCCACGGCCUCAGCAAUGUGAUCCCUUCAUUUUUCUUCUGCAUACCAAGCGCUGCCGCCAUGGGCAGGACGGCCGGCCUGUACAGCACUGGGGCAAAGACACAGGUGGCUUGCUUAAUAUCUUGCGUUCUUGUCCUGAUAGUCAUCUAUGCCAUAGGACCUUUGCUUUACUGGCUGCCCAUGUGUGUGCUUGCAAGUAUUAUUGUCGUGGGAUUGAAGGGAAUGCUGAUACAGUUCCGGGACUUAAAAAAAUACUGGAAUGUGGAUAAGAUUGAUUGGGGCAUCUGGGUCAGUACAUACAUAUUUACAAUAUGCUUUGCUGCCAACGUGGGGCUCUUGUUUGGUGUGGUCUGUACCAUCGCUAUUGUGAUCGGUCGUUUCCCGAGAGCAAAGACUCUGAGUAUAAAAAACAUGAAAGAAAUGGAAUUUAAAGUGAAGACAGAAAUGGAUGGCGAAACUCUGCAGCAGGUGAAAAUUAUCUCAAUAAACAACCCACUUGUUUUCCUGAAUGCAAAGAAAUUUCAUACUGAUCUAAUGAAUAUAAUCCAAAAGGAAAAUGCCAACAACCAGCUACUGGAUGAUAUCAGCAAGUGUGAACAAAAUACAUUGCUCAAUUCUCUAUCCAAUGGCAACUGCAAUGAAGAAGCUUCACAGCCAGGCCCCAGUGAGAAAUGCUUUUUAAUCCUGGAUUGCAGUGGAGUAACUUUUUUUGACUAUUCUGGAGUCUCCAUGCUUGCUGAGGUUUGCAUGGACUGUAAGAGCAGGAGCAUGGAAGUGUCAUUAGCCCAUUGCACAGCUUCCCUGAUAAAAGCAAUGAAGUACUGUGGGAACCCAGACUCAGAGAAACCAAUUUCUUUUGAAUCAGUAUCUGCCGCAUUAGGUAACAUCUAUUCAAAUAAGAGUUUGAGCAAACUCAGUGAUCACAGUGAAGUCUGAGACCCCUUUGCUGCAGUCCAGCCCUUGUCUUCAGCAGCUGCCCUGAGCAGGCCACACUCUGACAUUUUGCACACCCUUGUUUGUUGUUGAGAUCCUACAGACGACCUCUACUUUAAGUAUGAUGUGACUUCAUAACCACAUGGCCACUGGUCAAGAUUCGCCAGCAAUUUUUCUUAACCUUUGUUAGUAAGUAGUUUAUCUUGUAGUUAUUUUAUAAAAAUUGGUAUGCAUUUAGUUUUAAUGUACUGAGAAGCAAACAUGAAUUUAUUUCCUUUGCCACAGUAUUUUCUGUUGUUUUAUGUCUGUUUUGUUGUAAGUUAACUUGUAAAACUGAGAAAUACUUUGUCAUAAGAGAUUUAGAACAUUUGCAAGCCAUUUGUAAAAACCCAGCAUCAUCUGUAACUAAUGUAUAAAAACAACUUAGCUAAUGUGCCAUUUUCCCCUCCAAAAACACAAA